Heterobasidion irregulare TC 32-1 is the source of this 1296-nucleotide messenger RNA. RefSeq lists its product as uncharacterized. NCBI's taxonomy places the organism in Eukaryota, Fungi, Basidiomycota, Agaricomycetes, Russulales, Bondarzewiaceae. The coding region runs from base 1 to 1296 and encodes 431 amino acids. Gene Ontology annotation, molecular function: DNA replication origin binding. The transcript has a single exon. Gene Ontology annotation, biological process: DNA replication. The record is from RefSeq and is a predicted model, not a curated record. Gene Ontology annotation, cellular component: nucleus; nuclear origin of replication recognition complex.
AUGAGCUCCUUCACAGCGUUCUCUGAGGACGAGGGAGACUAUACAUCUCGCGCCGUCUCCGAGAACGACAACGGCGAGCCUGACGUCAGCCAGGGAUUUAAUACCGGCAUCUCGCGCACAGCGUACUCCUUCACCGCACAGACCGCCUUCGACGCCUAUUUUCUGCAUGCAUCCAAAGCGUCUAAAACCUCUUCGAGCGUAUUCUCCCAGAUCGUUGAGCCUCUCACUGCAGAUGAAUACGCUGUUGCCAUCGCGCUCACGCCUUAUCCGUCUCCCGUUCCCGACUUUCCGGCUUCCUUACACUCCCUCCAUCGCCGCCAUUUCGCUCGCUUCCUACUCCAACUAGAGGAGGGCUUCAGCUUGGCGUUCUACGGACUAGGCUCUAAGCGAAAUGUGCUCAACGCGUUUGCCACCCAAACAUGCCGGAGAAGAGGCCACGCCAUCGUCGUGAACGGCUAUCAGCCCUCCUUCAAUAUCAAGGACAUGAUCUCCUCCAUCGAACAAGUGCCAGGAAUCACCUCUCUACCCCUCAGCUUUCACAAUAUAGAGAGCCAGGCGCACCGCAUCCGCAGCUUUUUCAGUACCAGCUCCCGUCCCCUGUUCCUCAUCAUCCACAGCUUCGACGCUCCAGCCUUUCGCACACCCAAGGCACGUGCAUGCUUAUCGCUCCUCCUCUCUUGUCCCCGCAUCCGUCUUGCGGCAUCCGUCGACCACAUCAACUUCCCUCUCCUCUGGUCUUCAUCUGAAGCACUCACCAGAAAACAGCCUUCGCUCCAGAGUGGUGGCCGCGGGCACGCGUGGCUCUGGCACGAUCUGACCACCCUUGCACCGUAUGACACCGAGCUCUCCUUCGCCGACCGCACGUCCAUCCACGGCGCAACGUCUUCCUCAAUGUCUGCGCGCCUCCAAUUCGCUCCGUCAGGCGACCGUGGUGCCGAUGGAGCAGUCAUGACAGAGACGGCCGCGCAGCACAUCCUUGCGUCCGUCACCCAGAAGGCGCAGAAGCUCUUCGCCCUGAUCGCACAGCACCAACUCGAAGCCAUGGAUGAUGCUGGCGACGCCGUCGCUACUCAUGAGGAGGAGCUGGCGAUGGCCUACGAUCGUGUUUUCAAUAUGGCUCGAGAUAAUUUCGUGGCCACGAAUGAUACAGCGCUCCGAUCUCUCCUUGGAGAGUUCAAAGACCAUGGCCUGGUUGUCAUCGCUGGGGCCAGUACGUUGGGCUCAUCGGAAACCCUGUGGAUACCAUUGCGAAAAGAGCGCCUUUCACGAUUACUAGAGUGGCUCAAAACCCAUUAA